Xiphophorus couchianus (Monterrey platyfish) is the source of this 2240-nucleotide messenger RNA. RefSeq names its product epoxide hydrolase 4 (gene ephx4). Bases 421 to 1530 code for a protein of 369 amino acids. The record is from RefSeq and is a predicted model, not a curated record. The transcript has 7 exons. Gene Ontology annotation, molecular function: catalytic activity. Lineage: Eukaryota; Metazoa; Chordata; Actinopteri; Cyprinodontiformes; Poeciliidae.
GCCAUACCGUUUUGCAGUGAUUUUUCUGGACUUCCUCUCUCUACCCUGAAAAAAGCGCCGUCUUUUCUUGGCUGCGAUGAAAACAAAGGAAAAUAACCCAGGAUUCUCCGCCGCUAACGGGUUACUGGCUGACAUUUGGUCCGUCCUUCCCUGUCGGGCAGCACCGCGUCCCGCUAAACCGCCGCCUGUGUCACACGCAAGCGCGAAAAUCUGACGUGACGCUCGUGCCACAGUCCCAUUCAGCCGCUCGUCGGGACCCUCCCUUCAGACAGUCGUGCGUAUGAGCUGGUAGCGAGACAACUGCCUCCCUCCCUCCUCCGACCCCUCCCCCGGAGCUGUGGUUUAACACCAGCCGGCAGGUUAACGGAAGGAAAUCAAUAGGCAAAGCGACCUGGAUUGAUUUCCUGCGGCAAUGCGAAGAUGGCGAGAGUCCUUAACAACUUGCUGUUAUUUCUGAUCAGACUUGCGCUGAAAAUCAGAGUUUGGGGAUACUGGACGCUGAUCUACGGUUAUUGUGCUCUCUGCACCACCGCAGCCCUGCUGAAACUUUGCUGGAACAUCGUGCUGAGACCGACAACAACCUUCCAAUGGGGGAUACGUGAAACUCCCCCUGCGUGUCUGAAUGACACGUCCUUGGGAACUCAUUGUUAUGUUAGGAUCAAGGAGUCUGGCCUGCGGUUCCACUACGUUGCUGCUGGGGAGAGAGGAAAGCCCCUCAUGCUGUUUUUGCACGGCUUCCCCGAGUUCUGGUUCUCCUGGCGCUACCAGCUGCGUGAGUUCAAGAGCGAGUUCCGUGUGGUGGCUGUGGACAUGCGCGGCUACGGCGAAUCCGACCUGCCGCUCUCCACGGAGAACUACCAGCUGGACCACCUGGUCACUGACGUGAAAGAUAUCGUGGAGUACCUGGGGUACAACAGAUGUUGCCUUGUGGGCCACGACUGGGGUGGAUCCAUAGCGUGGCUGUUUGCCAUACACUACCCUGAGAUGGUGACCAAGCUGAUAGUCCUGAACUGCCCCCAUCCUUCUGUGUUCACAGACUAUGCUCUGCGUCACCCCAGCCAGCUGCUGAAAUCCAGCCAUUUCUUUUUCUUCCAGCUGCCCCGCUUCCCAGAGCUCAUGCUCUCCAUCAACGACUUCAAGGCCCUCAAAGCCUUGUUCACCAGUCGGAACACCGGGAUCGGGAGAAAGGGCCGAUGGCUCACUGCAGAGGACUUGGAAGCCUACUUGUAUGCACUCUCACAGCCGGGAGCUCUGACAGGAGCUCUCAACUAUUACAGGAAUGUCUUCAGCUCGCUCCCUCUGAGCCACAAGCACGUCAGGUCUCCGGUGCUGCUGCUGUGGGGAGAGCGGGACGCAUUCCUGGAGCAGGAGAUGGCCGAGGCGUGCCGCCUCUACAUCAGGAAUCACUUCCGUCUCAAUAUCAUAUCCGGGGCCAGCCACUGGCUGCAGCAGGACCAGCCCGACAUUGUCAACACCCUCAUAUGGACCUUCCUGAAGGAGGGAGAGGGACGCAAAAGCUACAGGAACUAAACCCGCACCGCACCGCCCCACCCCCCAACACCCACCUUGCACCGUCCCCACUCUCCCGGAAGCCUUGAAUAUGCCUGUGAUACCAAGCAACAUAGUGAUGAUGCAAUCAUUCUUUACAUUUUUUCACAUUUUAAAUAUAUUUUUUAAAAAAAAGAAGUCAGCGAAGAAGAAGGAGAGAAUCAAAGCACACCUGUCACUCAAGAGGAGAGGACACAUGUUUUAAGAUACUUUUUGCACAUGACAGCGACGUAUCCGCCUUAAAAGUUUUGUCGCUUUCAGCAUUACAAAUGUGUGGCGAAAUCUUUUUAUUUAUUUAUUUGUUUUUCUUUGUGACCUGUAUUGUGUGUUGCCUUUUAACUUUGGGACGUCCCGGGGCGUCGCGGCGUGUCGUUGUCCACUGUUCUCGUGUCGCUCAGCUGUAUUUCGGGCACAGUUCUCUGGGGGUCCCCCGCCUCCCAGGGCUCUUUGUUUAUCAGGUAGUGUUUGUCAAAAUGGAGGUUUCUUUUUUUAGUAUUUUAUUCUUUUUUUUUUCUCCCUCGGAGAUCUGCUCAAAUAUAGAGAAUGUUAACUUGAUCUUCCUGUAGAGAAAUGUUAAGUGACGGUUGCCUAUUGUAUUAUUUUGUAUCUCUUCCUACACACUGCAUUUUGAAACUCACUGAGCCAGGUCGAUACCGUUUGAUUUUCUAAAUAAACUGAAUAAGUGUCUGUCA